AUAUCCCAACGCACAAAGCAACCCCUCCCUUGGUCCAGCCAGCAGCUCCCUCAGGUGCCUUUUCAGGGAUGGCCUUGUGGGCAUGCCCUGCCUCCCUGGAUAUAUAACCUGCCCCAGGAGGGACAACUACCCAGAGGCAGCCCCAGAGAGGUUAUUCCAAGAUGAAGGCUUUCCUUGUGCUCCUGCUGGGAGCACUCCUGUGCGUAGACUCAGGUUCAUCUUUGCAGUGCUACAGCUGCACAUCCCAGCUCAGCAAUUCCAAGUGCAUGACGAAGAUGGAGUGUGGCGAGAAGAAUAUGUGCAAGACAGAUGUCAUCCGGGUCGUGGGGCUCUUCAGCAUCAUCAGCAAGGGGUGCGAUUCCUCAUGUGAUGCAUCCUACCAGGACUUCAAUGUGGGCAACAGGAACAUCUCCUGCUGCAGCAGUGACCUCUGCAAUGUCAACGCCGCGGGCAGUGUGAGGUCCAGCUAUGGGCUGGCGGGAGGAAUAGCGGCCGGAGUGCUCUGGAUUGUCCUCAACAACAAAUUGUGAGGAGCAAAGAGGCCUCCCAUGACCACAGCAAGUCUUGGAGCACCCUUCUAACAACAGGAAUUGUACCAGGAGCAGUGGGGUGUGUUGGGCACCCAGCACCCUGGGAGCCAUAUGAUGGCUUCUGCUUUAAUCUUGCAAAGCUUGAGUGCUACCAGAUAAGGAAAUUUGUGUUCAUGUUAUCUGCAAAACACCUCAAAUAAAGUUAUUUCUCCACCAA
This is a messenger RNA of Corvus hawaiiensis (hawaiian crow), 747 nucleotides long. Its product is annotated as prostate stem cell antigen-like. The coding region runs from base 162 to 530 and encodes 122 amino acids. The record is from RefSeq and is a predicted model, not a curated record. NCBI's taxonomy places the organism in Eukaryota, Metazoa, Chordata, Aves, Passeriformes, Corvidae. The transcript has 3 exons.